Molecule: messenger RNA, 864 nt
Organism: Mesocestoides corti
Lineage: Eukaryota; Metazoa; Platyhelminthes; Cestoda; Cyclophyllidea; Mesocestoididae
Source: the annotation of a GenBank genome assembly
AUGGUUAGGAGCUUUUACCGUCACCGGACUUCUUGUAAAUUCAAUUACGUCAAUCGGUGGAUAAAGUACCUGUUGUGUAUCACAAAUUUCUUUUUCAUGAUGGCUGGGGGAAUGCUUUUCAUUCUUGGGGUCAUUGCAUUUGCUGAAUCUGCUAUCAUUACCCAGAAGUCUACGAUUAGUCUCCUACAAUGGUUGUUUAAUCUCACUGUGAUUGUUAUUGGUGUCGGUUUUAUCACAAUGUGUGUUGCAUUUACUGGAUUCACAGGCUCCUUGCGAGAAAACCAAUGUCUGCUAAAAUUCUAUUACAUAUCACUAGCUCUGCUCUUUGUUUUUGAAACGAUUAUUGGGAUUUUCUUCUUUGUGUAUCGUGAAACAGCCAUAAAUCGUGCGGAAGAACUUGUGAAGAAAACGUUUAUUUCCCAAUACCGAGAAAUUGGUUUUGAGGAUUCAACAAGUUUUGUGGAUUUUAUACAAGUUGAGCUCCAAUGUUGUGGACCAAAAAGCUACAUGGAUUGGACAGAAAAUCGAUACUUCUCCUGUAAUGCUACGAAUAUCAGCUCUGAAGCCUGUGGGGUGCCGUUUUCUUGUUGCAGACGGAUGAAUAACAUUAACGAAAAUGUGAUCAAUACAUCGUGUGGACUGGGUGUGCAGAAUUUAUCACCUCCGCUCGCUGCUCCCGUUGUCUGGACGGUGGGAUGUGUUCAGGCCUUGGUCUCACUCCUGGAAGCCAAUGUUGUCCCGGUGUCUUGCGCUGUUUCUGGCAUUGCGGUUCUCCAGCUCUUGGCAAUUCUGCUGGCAAAAGCACUCUACACUCAGAUAGGCGACCAAUUACGACUUCUUCAACACGAAGGCAUCGUGUGUUGA